AUGCAGAUGCUAUAUCUGUUGUGGAUACCCGCUGUCGUAAACGUCGGUCUAGCUCAGACGGAAGAUGUAAAUGUUGUUAUCGUUGCUGAUGCUGAUUCUUCCUCAACACCCGCGGGAGAGACGACGGAAAAACCAGAGGAAAGCAUAACUAUUCUGACAACUACACCUAUUCCGGCUCCAUUAACCCCUUUGGAUACACCUCCUCCGACUACACUACACCCUUUGGAAGAGUAUGAGAAGCUCCCUAAACCAGCGGACAAGUGUAUUAGAUAUGUAAGAAAAGAUGGCACAGUCAUGGAUCACAAGAUCUUCCGAGAACAUAGAAUCAAACUUGAGAACGCAUCGAGAUUUUGUGAAGAAAAUGGGAUGGAUCUCGGAUCAUUUGAGGACGAAAAUGAGUCACGAUUUGUUACGACUCAAUAUCGUGUACAUGAAUGUGAACUCCCACUUGAAUGUGACGUAAAAUUGUGGAGAAAAGUAAACAACAGGAAGUACACAAACAAGAGAUGGCCACUUGUAUCCUUAGACGAUGGAAGUCUUUUCCCGUUCUCCUACUCUAAAGCCAGCUAUUACUGGGAUUAUCUAGAUACUAUAGAGUUAGGAGUUGUUUGUUCCAAGAAAAUUGCUGAACUUUCGGCCUACCCAAUAUUCCCCGAUCCAGAUCCUAAGAGCACGGGUGUGAUUGUUGAGAAAUCUAAUGGCGCCAAGUACCAUUAUCAUGUCGUUUCAAGCGGUCUCAUAACUCUGAACAAAGCUCGAAGGGAAUGUAAAAAAAUCGGAUACAAACUAGCCGUAUUUAGUAAUGACAGAGAAGAAAAGUUCGUAGUAGAUGAAUACAAAAGCAAGUACUGUAAGUACUGCAACGCCGCCUACUGGAUACGGCAUAAAAGGCGGAACUUCGUAAGGUACUCGGAGAGGUGCUACGCGUUAUGGUUCAAGGGUCGCAGGCGAGUGGGAAUGGACUGCUCGGGACGAAUGAAUCUUAGAGAGAAUCAUCCCUACUGGGCGGAAGGCUACAUAUGUUCAAAGAAACUUCGUGAACAUGUUGAUUCCUCUGAAACACAUGUCGAGAAAUAA
This is a messenger RNA of Necator americanus (New World hookworm), 1077 nucleotides long. RefSeq lists its product as uncharacterized. Bases 1 to 1077 code for a protein of 358 amino acids. NCBI's taxonomy places the organism in Eukaryota, Metazoa, Nematoda, Chromadorea, Rhabditida, Ancylostomatidae. The transcript has 11 exons. The record is from RefSeq and is a predicted model, not a curated record.